UGUCACCCUCCGGGCCCCUGGACUACCCAAUUACUCGCUAGCUCCUGACAAUCGCAGCGGGUAAAGCUGCUCCAGGCUAGGACCUUUUUCUGACGACUUCUGGCUAACAGGAUGUGCGACAGAAAUAGCGGUAGACGUCUCCGGCAGUGGCUGAUUGAACAAAUUGACAGUAAUAUGUAUCCUGGGCUCAUCUGGGAAAAUGAGGAGAAAAGCAUGUUUCGGAUCCCUUGGAAACAUGCCGGCAAGCAGGAUUAUAAUCAGGAGGUGGAUGCUUCUAUUUUCAAGGCCUGGGCAGUUUUUAAAGGAAAGUUUAAAGAAGGGGACAAAGCUGAACCAGCCACUUGGAAGACUAGGUUACGCUGUGCAUUGAACAAGAGCCCAGACUUUGAGGAGGUGACGGAUCGAUCCCAACUGGACAUUUCUGAGCCAUACAAGGUUUACCGAAUAGUUCCUGAAGAAGAACAAAAAUGCAAAAUAGGAAUGGCAAACAGCAGCGCUGUGAACGAAGUCACUGACAUGAAUUGUGGUCGAUCUGAAAUAGAGGAUCUGAUGAAAGAGCCCUUGGUAGAUGAAUACCUUGGCAUAAUCAAAAGAAGUCCUUCACCCCAAGAAGCCUGUAGAAGCCAACCAAUUCCAGACUGGUGGAUACAGCAAUCUAGUGCAGCCAUACCCUUGAUGACUGGGUACCCUGCUUAUGAAUCUCAUCAUUCAGCUUACUCCCAGAUGAUGAUCAGCUUUUAUUAUGGAGGUAAACUGGUAGGCCACACCACCACCACUUACCCUGAGGGCUGCCGGAUCUCUCUGAGCCUACCGCCUCAGCACCUGGAGAAGAUGUAUGGCUCUGAAAGCUUAGAGCACAUUCGCUUCCCACCGGCAGAAAUCAUCCAAAAUGACCGUCAGAAGCAGGUCACCAAGAAACUCUUUGGCCACCUGGAUCGAGGAGUCCUGUUACACAGCAACAAAAAUGGCGUCUUCAUCAAGAGAUUGUGCCAGGGGAGAGUCUUCUGCAGUGGGAACUCCAUGAUGUUUAAGGACAGGCCCAACAAAUUGGAACGGGAUGAAGUGGUCAAGAUUUUUGACACAAACCAGUUUUUCAGGGACCUGCAGCAGUUUUACAACAACCAAAGCCAGCUUCCUGACAGCAGAGUGAUGCUGUGCUUUGGCGAGGAGUUCCCUGACCUGGCUCCCUUGCGCUCCAAGCUCAUCCUUGUUCAGGUGGAGCAGCUCUAUGUACGGCAGCUGAGGGAUGAGGCCGGAAAAAACUGCAGCAAUGCCUUCAUGCUCCAGCCUCCGGAGGAUGUAGCCCAGCCUGAUCAGGUCUUCAGAUUUCAAGAUAUCUGUGGACCUCAUCAAAGGCCCUUUUUUAGAGAAAAUCAACAGAUCACCGUCUAGAGAACCCCUGUGCCCCUCCUUCAUCCCACUGGACCACACCUCUUACCCCAUUUCCCAUCACUGUAGUAUUAAUAAUAUUGUUCUAGGGAUUUUGGGGGGGGGAUUCUGCAGGGAAUUCAUUUGGGGGGAACUAUUCUGAUCAGGUUCUUUAUAAACCAAGGGUCUGAAAAGGUGAAGUUUGAAAGAGGCAUGGGGUCAUCUCUCUAACCAUUCAUUGAUGCAUUUUGGUAACUGGGACAGGACUGUCCUGAUUUGUAGAAAUUGUAAAGACAAUCUACUAUUUUCUGCAUUUGGUUCGGUUUUCAUUUGCACUGAUUUUUUUUUUCCUUCUGCAUCUUGAGAUUACUGAUGUUUUCAGUGUUUAGACAUUGCUGUAUAAAUACUCAGUGUUGGUAGCCUAACUAGUUCAGUGGAAAGAACAAUGCACUUGGUCAGGAAGACCUGAAUUAAAACCCUGCCUCAGAUGCUUACUAACUAUGUG
Molecule: messenger RNA, 1873 nt
Organism: Vombatus ursinus (common wombat)
Lineage: Eukaryota; Metazoa; Chordata; Mammalia; Diprotodontia; Vombatidae
Gene: IRF8
Product: interferon regulatory factor 8
Exons: 9
Coding region: 112-1392 (426 amino acids)
Biological process (GO): immune system process; regulation of transcription by RNA polymerase II
Cellular component (GO): nucleus
Molecular function (GO): protein binding; RNA polymerase II cis-regulatory region sequence-specific DNA binding; DNA-binding transcription factor activity, RNA polymerase II-specific
Source: RefSeq, a predicted model, not a curated record